AUGUCAACAGAAGAAUGUGGAUGUUCAUGCUGCAAUGGAAAUUGCUUACUCUUAGAUUGCCCUUGCUUUAAGCGCGGCGGAGUUUGCGGACCUAACUGCAAAUGCCAAAAUUGCAAAAAUAAAUCCGGCUGGGAUGAAGAAAGAUUAGCAGUUAUAGAAAAUGUGCUUUCUCAAAAGUCAGUAGCAUUUACGUCAACAGAUCAACUCAAUCCUGACGAAUACAAUUUAAUUUCUAAUUUUGCCAUGCUUUCAUCAUCAAUCGACUCAGAACAAUUUCAUUCUAAACAACGUGACCUCCCAUUAUCAAGAUUGCUUACACAAGAAGUCACACAACAAGCAAUUAAAACAGUUAUUUCAGCAGCUCAUCGUCAAUACACUAAACAACAAGGAGAACCAAAUAUUGAGGAAUCUCUCGAAAAUUGCGUUUCUUCCGAAUACGAAAAUGUCCUCAAAGCGAUUUUAACUGCAAUCGAACAACAUCCAUCUCAGAAAUAA
This is a messenger RNA of Trichomonas vaginalis G3, 495 nucleotides long. RefSeq names its product DNA-binding transcription factor protein. Gene Ontology annotation, biological process: regulation of DNA-templated transcription. Gene Ontology annotation, cellular component: nucleus. The transcript has a single exon. The record is from RefSeq and is a predicted model, not a curated record. Lineage: Eukaryota; Parabasalia; Trichomonadida; Trichomonadidae. The coding region runs from base 1 to 495 and encodes 164 amino acids.